GCGCCGAGCUUGCCUCACUCCUAUGGGGUUUCUCUUUUCUGGUACCUCCCUUCCUGCAGCCCAACUGCUGGGGAUGCUCCAAGGUUCGGAUGCUUUGGCUCAGCGCUGGCGCAAUGAGAACUAUGAGAGGCCAGUGGACCUGGAGGGCUCCGGGGAUGAUGAUCCCUUCGGGGAUGAGGAACUGGAUGACAUCUACUCAGGCUCCGGCUCAGGCUAUUUUGAGCAGGAGUCGGGGUUGGAGACAGCAGUCAGCCUCACCACGGACACAUCCAUCCCUCUGCCCACCACGGUGGCCAUGCUGCCCGUCACCUUGGUGCAGCCCAUGGCAACUCCCUUUGAGCUGUUCCCCACAGAGGACACGUCCCCUGAGCAAACAACCAGCGUCUUGUAUAUCCCCAAGAUAACAGAAACACCAGUGAUCCCCAGCUGGAAAACGACCACCACCAGUCCCACUGCCAGUGACUCUCCCAGCACCACAGCCACCACCACCACGGCUGCCACCACCACCACAACCACCACCACCAUCAGCACCACCGUGGCCAACGCCAAGCCCACCACAACCCAGAGGUUCCUGCCUCCCUUUGUCACCAAGGCAGCCACCACCCAGGCCACUACCCUGGAGACGCCCACCACCUCCAUCCCCGAAACCAGUGUGCCGACAGAGGUGACCACAUCACGGCUUGUCCCCUCAAGCACGGCCAAGCCGAGAUCCCUGCCAAAGCCAACCACCUCCAGGACUGCAGAACCCAUGGAAAAAAGCACUGCCUUGCCUUCCAGUCCCACCACGCUGCCACCCACAGAAGCCCCCCAGGUGGAGCCAGGGGAGUUGACGACGGUCCUCGACAGUGACCUGGAAGUCCCAACCAGUAAUGGCCCCAGCGGGGACUUCGAGAUCCAGGAGGAGGAGGAAACAACUCGUCCUGAGCUGAGCAAUGAGGUGGUGGCAGUGGUGACACCACCAGCAGCACCAGGGCUGGGCAAGAAUGCAGAGCCGGGGCUCAUUGACAACACGAUAGAGUCGGGCAGCUCAGCUGCUCAGCUCCCCCAGAAGAACAUCCUGGAGAGGAAGGAAGUGUUGAUAGCUGUGAUCGUCGGUGGUGUGGUGGGAGCCCUCUUUGCUGCCUUCCUUGUCAUGCUGCUCAUCUACCGGAUGAAGAAGAAGGACGAGGGCAGCUAUACAUUGGAGGAACCCAAACAAGCCAACGUGACCUACCAGAAGCCGGACAAGCAGGAGGAGUUCUACGCGUAGGACAAGAGCCUGGCAUGCCUCACCUCCCUGCUCCUGCUCCAAACUCUCCCUCCUCUCCUCCAUCCCGUCUCUUUAUCUUUCUUCUCUUUUGGAUCAGACUGUGAAUUUAAAAAGCAAAAAAAAACAAACAAAAAAACACAAAAGGAGAAACCGUACCUUUGGCACGAGGAGAUGCCAUGUUGCGGAUGGCGGAUGGAGCUCACGGGGCUUUUCCCACCUCCUGGUGGACUCUGGGAUCCGGACACCUUGUACCAGCCCUAGGGUUUGGAUUUAUCUUUUUUUUUUUUUUUUUUUUUUUUCCUUUUGGAAAAAAAGGGGGUUUUUUUUUUCUCUUUCUUUUUUUUUUUUUUUUCCUCGUUUUUAUUUUUUUAAUGGAGCUGGUUACUUUGCGGGAAUUCCUUUUUGCUCCUAGCUUCUGUUUGAAAAGAGGAUGUAACUCUCAGAUAUGCUUUGAACCUUGAAAAAGCACAAGGGGCUGGAAUACCUUGUGCCCUGGGAUUUGCUCUUGGAAUGAGGGAACAAAACCAAACAAAACCACGGCCUUCCCAUCUGGAGAAUUCAUGGAGCACCAACAAGCCGUGUUUGGGUUCCUCAUGUGGAUCCACUCUGGCCACCAGCACCCUUUGCUGCAUUGCUGUGCACAGCCAGGGACCCGAUGUCCCUAGAACCCAUGUGGUGUUGGCGUGGUGUGGAGCAGGGCCUGUGCUUUCGCUGGGUUUUCACUGUGACCAAUAAAGCUCAGCUUGCGCAGCC
Molecule: messenger RNA, 2002 nt
Organism: Lagopus leucura (white-tailed ptarmigan)
Lineage: Eukaryota; Metazoa; Chordata; Aves; Galliformes; Phasianidae
Gene: SDC3
Product: syndecan 3
Exons: 5
Coding region: 23-1249 (408 amino acids)
Biological process (GO): cell migration
Cellular component (GO): membrane; cell surface
Source: RefSeq, a predicted model, not a curated record